GGAAACCUCGUGGGUUCGAAUCCCACUCCUCUCAACUGAAGUCAUUGUUUUUUUAUUUGUUGGCCUAUUGUAUAUUUUCUUUUUUUGGUUUUUUGGGCUGCACUACUACUGCUGGUGAGAGAUGAGAGUGAACCUUUACUGGCGAUAAAGUCAUCGCUACCAGUACUGUGUCAAAAAGCCGAAGAGUCUACAUUAUACAAUUGGCUUUACCAGUGUUUGCAACAGACGCGUGCAGCAAAUAUUCACACAGCCUCGCGCGGCCGUCAACUGAACGACAUUCUGUCCAGUAUAAUAUCUCUUUUGUCGGCUUGAAACCCACCAAUGCGCGUCUCACGUUCUCAUUGAGCGUUCGCCAUUCCUCUACGACCACUAUUCGAACAACUUACGAUACCCUUGCCUUACCUCAACUUCUGACUGGCGAUUGGAACGGAACCGAGAGUCGGAGACAGCAUAUACAGUACAUACAGUCCUCAGGCACCUACCUUAUGUAGGUAUCCAUGUUGAGCGCCGACAAGACACCAAAACCACAAACAACGAACGAAUCACGAUUGCAAGUAUUGUACUGGUGCGGUAGUAUUCAGGAUCAGGAUCGAAAAUCGCAUUGAUCCGAGCAGUGAGUGAGUGAGUGAGUGACAUGGCACCCGGAGGAACGACAGACGAUGGGGCUGCUCGACCCAGCAGCGAGUUUGAGAUUCGACGCGCCGCUUUGGUCGGGGAGAUUGGAGAGUCUCUCGAACAGGUCCUUGCACAGAUCAAUGCUCUGAAUCGCAGUCUUGAGGGUAUUAUCGAGAUCGGCAACGAAUUCUCUUCUGUAGAAUCACUCUGGAGCCAGUUCGAAAAGGUCAUGGGACGAGAUCAAGAGGAGAAUGCUCACGGACAAGCCACGGGGGCGGAGGGCCAGGAGCAAGAAACGACUGAUGACGGCAACAGGGACAGCACCAGAGAUAGAGAUCACCACGGCGAAUAAAGUUAUAAAAACCACGGCAACAUAUUACCACCCUGCAGGAACUUCGAAUGUCCGUCGUUGGUCCUUUGGGGCAUGCAUGCCAGUGGAGAGAGAAAGUCAAAGGCAAAGCUGGGACAGAUGAUGACGGACGAGAGGAUUUGACUUGACGUGACUUGACGUGACUUGACCAUACAGGUACUGCCCAUGCAUUGAAUGCAAUGCAUGUGAGAAGGCCGCCCGAGAUUGGAGCAAAAGCAGAAAUGGGCUUGCUGGAAAGCAUUACAGCAGUGGCCGCUGAGCUGAGCCGAGCCGAGCUGUACUCAUUUUGACAGUCUCUCCAGAAGCACGCGCUCGUUGUGGAAACUCAUGUUCAAACAUGGAUCAAUUUCAAUUUUGGCGCAUGCUGAUUUCAUACUCUAGCAAGGCUCCAUCCCGUAUGGCAACAGCAAGAAAGCAAAAGCAAACGCAAUUCCUCCCAAACCCCCGAUCUCCAAGCAACGCCGGUCAUGCACUCGUGCAGCAACGCCCGCCCAUCUAAGGUAGGAUGCGCGAAGCCAAGCCAGCCAGGGCCCGUCUAAAAUGGCCAAACAAAGAAACAAGCAUCAACAAUUUGUACCCGAGAAAUGAAGCCGUGUCUUGUCCUCAGUGCGUAGCGUACAAACAGACCAACCGUCCGGCCGAUCAACUCUAAAGGAU
Exophiala dermatitidis NIH/UT8656 is the source of this 1642-nucleotide messenger RNA. RefSeq lists its product as uncharacterized. Lineage: Eukaryota; Fungi; Ascomycota; Eurotiomycetes; Chaetothyriales; Herpotrichiellaceae. The transcript has 3 exons. Gene Ontology annotation, cellular component: DASH complex; spindle microtubule; mitotic spindle. The record is from RefSeq and is a predicted model, not a curated record. Bases 635 to 967 code for a protein of 110 amino acids.